CAAACUCAGCUAGUACCCGUUUUGCUGUCACCGCAUUAUCUCGAAGCACAUUCCCCACAUUCCCUUCCAUAUUAACUCGCACACACGUAUGCAUUAUCGCGUGUCAGUCACUUGAAUAGAGUGAAAUUGUUCGGACGUUUUUCUUUUUCGGUGGAACGACUCUGCUCAUAGUGACUGCCGUGCGUGUGUGACCGGAGAUUUUUUUGAGAUUUUUAUUUAUAAAAUACUGCAGUUGACUGCAAAGUUUAAAAGUGAGUGUACAAAUAUAGGGCGAGUUUAGUGCGGUCAUUUUCGAAACAAAAAAAAAUCUAAAGUGAACAACAAUUAUGGCUGGCAAAUCGAACGAAGAAGUUGAGAAACAGGCCGAGAGCACCGAGCAGAAUCAGGCAGAACAGAAUGCUGUCGUCGAUCCGGAAUGUUUGAUUAAGCACCCACUGCAGUUCACCUGGACCCUGUGGUAUCAGGAACCAGAUCGCACGAAGCUGUGGGAGGAUACCCUCAACGAGGUGACAAGCUUUUCCACUGUGGAGGAUUUUUGGAGUCUCUUCAACCACAUCAAGAGUCCGGCCGACAGUAAGGUUGGCAGUGAUUAUUCGCUCUUCAAAACCGGCAUUCGUCCCAUGUGGGAGGAUGAUGGUAACAAACGUGGUGGCCGAUGGAUGGUGAAUGUUCCUCGACAUCAGCGCCAGGACCUGGACAAAUAUUGGCUGGAUACGAUAUUAUGUCUCAUUGGAGAAGCUUUCGAAAAUGCGGAUGAAAUUUGCGGAGCCGUGGUGAACGUUCGACCAAAGGGAGAUAAAAUUGCAAUUUGGACCGCCAACUUUCAAAAUCGCGAUGCGGUUCUAUCGAUCGGUCGCAUCUACAAGGAACGUUUGGGCUUGAAGGCCCCAAUUACAUAUCACUUCCACAAAGAUACGAUGGCGAAAUCGGGCUCGAGCGUCAAAGCCGCCUACACUGUGUAAACUAUUGUGUGGAAGUCGUCGCGAGCUGGAGAGAAAAACAUAUUUGGAAAAAGGAUAAGCGCGGUUCACUCGGCUCUUCUCAUUUGUAUUUUCAUGUUUCCAUCGUAGUUUAGG
Molecule: messenger RNA, 1076 nt
Organism: Toxorhynchites rutilus septentrionalis
Lineage: Eukaryota; Metazoa; Arthropoda; Insecta; Diptera; Culicidae
Product: eukaryotic translation initiation factor 4E-like
Exons: 4
Coding region: 327-962 (211 amino acids)
Biological process (GO): translational initiation
Cellular component (GO): eukaryotic translation initiation factor 4F complex; cytoplasm
Molecular function (GO): RNA 7-methylguanosine cap binding; translation initiation factor activity
Source: RefSeq, a predicted model, not a curated record